AUGGAUAAAGAAUUAAUAAAAAAAUCAUUAGGUGUACAUCCAGAUUUUCCAAAGAAAGGCAUAACCUUUUUGGAUAUCUUCCCAAUCUUACAAGACCCAUUUAAAUUUGAAGUUUUAAUUACUCACUUAUUGUCACAUUUACACUCUCAUACAAUUCCAAAGUUGUCUAAUGGUGGUAAGAUAGACGUCGUAGUUGGUUUAGACGCUAGAGGUUUUCUUUUGGGUCCAGUUUUAGCUAUGAGAUUAGGUGCUGCCUUCGUUCCAGUUAGAAAAGGUGGUAAAUUACCUGGACAAUGCUCAAAGGUUGAGUACAGCUUAGAAUAUGGUAAAGACGUUUUCGAAAUUCAAUCAAAUUCGAUUAAACAAAAUCAAAACGUAAUCGUCAUUGAUGACUUGAUCGCUACUGGCGGUUCAGCAAGCGCAGCUGGUCAAUUAAUUAAACAACAAGGCGGUAAUACAUUAGAGUACUUGUUUAUCGUCGCAUUACCUUUCUUGAAAGGAUUGGAAAAGUUAGACGCACCUGCUUAUUACAUCGUUGAAGCAGAGGAUUAAAAUGUUUUGUUUAUAAAUUAGAUUUUUUU
Wallemia mellicola CBS 633.66 is the source of this 581-nucleotide messenger RNA. Its product is annotated as adenine phosphoribosyltransferase. Gene Ontology annotation, cellular component: cytoplasm. Bases 1 to 552 code for a protein of 183 amino acids. The transcript has 2 exons. The record is from RefSeq and is a predicted model, not a curated record. NCBI's taxonomy places the organism in Eukaryota, Fungi, Basidiomycota, Wallemiomycetes, Wallemiales, Wallemiaceae. Gene Ontology annotation, biological process: adenine salvage; AMP salvage. Gene Ontology annotation, molecular function: AMP binding; adenine phosphoribosyltransferase activity; adenine binding.